AUGUCCUUCCGAGCCACCCCACGGGCCGUCGCAGGCACCGUCCGCUCUGUCUCGACUACAUGCUCAAAAACUGCUGUACGAAGCAAUGUUUCAUCAAUUGGCUGCCUCAAUGCCCGUGUGCCUGUCAACAACCAGCCUGCGUCUCUCUCCAAACAGCAGAUCCGCUCUGCCUCUUCUGAACACGCCAUUGCCAACCCUGUCCUCGCCGGAAUUGAGAAGCGCUGGGAAGCCAUGCCUCCUCAAGAUCAGGCCGAACUGUGGAUGAAGCUGAGAGACAGAAUGAAGGUUGACUGGAAGGAGAUGACUCUACAAGAGAAGCGAGCUGCUUACUGGAUUGCCUUCGGACCCCAUGGACCCCGUGCUGAGACCCCCAAGGGUGAGGGUGCGAAGAUCUUCAUCCAGGUAAUGAAGUAUGUCGUUAUUUCCGCAGGCCUUUUCUACGCUACUCGUCUCCUCGCUGGUGCUCCACCAAAGACCAUGACCAAGGAAUGGCAAGAAGCCACGAACGAAUACGCCCGGAAAGAGAAGCUUGACCCCAUCUACGGUAUCAGCAGCGAAGGAUACUCUGGAAAGGGUUUCGUACAAAGCCCACCAGCUGGCAAAUAG
Messenger RNA from Microsporum canis CBS 113480, 606 nucleotides. RefSeq names its product cytochrome c oxidase polypeptide V. The coding region runs from base 1 to 606 and encodes 201 amino acids. The transcript has 3 exons. NCBI's taxonomy places the organism in Eukaryota, Fungi, Ascomycota, Eurotiomycetes, Onygenales, Arthrodermataceae. The record is from RefSeq and is a predicted model, not a curated record. Gene Ontology annotation, biological process: mitochondrial electron transport, cytochrome c to oxygen.